Messenger RNA from Capsicum annuum, 6359 nucleotides. Its product is annotated as protein REDUCED CHLOROPLAST COVERAGE 2. Gene Ontology annotation, cellular component: cytoplasm. NCBI's taxonomy places the organism in Eukaryota, Viridiplantae, Streptophyta, Magnoliopsida, Solanales, Solanaceae. The record is from RefSeq and is a predicted model, not a curated record. Gene Ontology annotation, biological process: organelle organization. Gene Ontology annotation, molecular function: protein binding.
CAAGAUGAAAUAGGGAGAAAUGAGAGGCCCAAAAUUGCCAACCUUACAUUCUUUGUGAUAUACACACAACACAAAUGUACAAACAACAAAAGGUCUAAAAGAUCUCUUAGCCUACUAUGGGUUGGAGAUUGUAUUACCUUAUCCUAUCCCCAACAACAAAAUUAAACAAAAAAAAAAAAAAAAACCUCUUAUAUUAUUUCCUCUUAGAUAGAUAAUAUACUCACAAGUACUAACACAAAACCAAAAAAAAAAUAAAAAAAAAAUAAAAAAAAAAUUAGUUAUAUAUAAUAUAUAUUCUUUCCCCUUAUCUACCUUUGUUUCAUUUCAUUUACAACAUUCCUCAUCUUAUCUUAGCUUCAUUUUAAGUUCUCUCUUCUUAUUCUUCUUCAUUCAUAACAAAGUUCAACAUUUUCUUGAUACAUAUGAGUUUUCAUGUGAAUAUAUGAGAAUUAUUUGAAACUAUUUUAAGUUUUUUUUUUUUCUUUUUUGUUAACAAUAUAUUAAUAUUGAAGUGUGGAAAAAAAAAAAUGGCACCAAAAACAGGUAAAACUAAGCCACACAAAGCAAAGGGAGAGAAGAAGAAGAAAGAAGAGAAAGUUCUGCCAAAUGUUAUAGAGAUAACAGUGGAAACACCUGAAGACUCACAAGUGAUGCUUAAGGGAAUAUCAACGGACAAGAUUUUAGAUGUGAGAAAGCUCUUAGCCGUCCACGUGGAGACAUGUCAUUUGACUAAUUACUCCUUGUCACAUGAGAUAUUAGGAGAUCAAGUAGACCAUUUCUUGAGGAUAAAACAGAAGAUGAUUUUUUCCAAAUAGAUGUUCGAAUUUGCAGUGGCAAGCCAACAACAAUUGUUGCUUCUAGGAGAGGUUUCUAUCCUGCUGGAAAACGCGCUCUGUCGAGUCACUCUCUGGUUGGAUUGUUGCAACAAUUAAGUCGAGUUUUCGAUGCUGCAUACAAGGCUCUCAUGAAAGGAUUCACUGAGCAUAAUAAGUUUGGGAAUCUUCCUUAUGGUUUUCGAGCGAACACAUGGGUUGUCCCUCCUUUUGUUGCUGACAAUCCAGCUACUUUUCCUCCACUUCCGAUGGAAGACGAGAAUUGGGGAGGAAAUGGAGGUGGACAAGGUAGAGAUGGUAAGCAUGAUCAUAGGCCGUGGGCGAAGGAGUUUGCGAUUCUGGCAGCAAUGCCUUGUAAAACCGCGGAAGAAAGGCAAAUUCGAGAUAGGAAAGCAUUUCUACUUCACAGUCUAUUCGUCGAUGUAUCAGUUCUCAAAGCAGUUGCUUCCAUAAAGCAUCUAGUGGACUAUAGCCAGUGCGGAACAAAUCGAUCUUCAUACGAGGAAAAGAUUGGAGAUCUUCUUAUCAGCGUGACGAAAGACAUGUCAGACGCGAGCAAGAAACUGGACAACAAAAACGAUGGUGUCCAGGUGCUAUGCAUGUCGCCGGAGGAUCUUGCAAAGAGAAACUUAUUAAAAGGCGUAACUGCAGAUGAGAGUGCAACUGUUCAUGAUACUUCUACCUUGGGUGUAGUGGUGGUUAGACACUGCGGCUACACAGCGAUCGUAAAAGUUGCAGCUGAGGUGAACUGGGGGACAAGUCCUAUUCCUCAGGAUAUUGAAAUAGAUGACCAGGCAGAGGGAGGUGCAAAUGCAUUAAACGUUAACAGCUUGAGAAUGCUACUGCACAAGACGUCAACGCCUCAGCCGUCUAGCCAAGUACAUAAACUACACGGUGCAGAUGUCGAAGACAUUCUGGCUGCUAAGCCUUUAGUAAGACAGGUGCUUGGUGAAAGCUUGCAGAAGUUACAGGAAGAAGGUAGUAAACAAAUGAAAUCGAUAAGAUGGGAGCUGGGUGCAUGUUGGGUGCAACAUUUGCAAAAUCAAGUCUCCGGGAAAGCUGAGUCUAAGAAAACUGACGAAGCUAAAGUAGAGCCAGCGGUAAAGGGUCUCGGGAAGCAUGGUGGUUUGCUGAAGGAAAUCAAGAAGAAAUCAACUGACAAGAACGGCAAAGCCAGUUCAGGGAACGAAGUUUCUUCAAGUGAAACCAACAGGAAAGAUCUAGAGAAACAAGACGAGGAAAUGGAGAUUCUUUGGAAAAAGGUGCUACCUGAAGCAGCAUAUUUACGCCUAAAGGAAUCAGAAACUGGUCUACACCUUAAGUCACCUGAUGAGUUGAUCAGUAUGGCACAUAAAUACUACGCUGAUACCGCGCUUCCAAAACUGGUUGCUGAUUUUGGGUCACUGGAGCUUUCACCCGUCGAUGGAAGGACAUUGACAGAUUUCAUGCAUACUAGGGGUUUGCAAAUGUGCUCCUUGGGGCGCGUGGUGGAACUUGCGGACAAACUUCCUCACGUUCAAUCUCUUUGUAUUCACGAGAUGGUUGUUAGAGCUUACAAACACGUACUGCAGGCUGUUGUCGCAGCAGUUGAUAAUAUUGCUAAUGUGGCUGCAUCAAUAGCUUCUUGUUUAAAUGUAUUGCUCGGGACUCCCUCCGCAGAAAAUGGUGAUUCAGAUGAUGAGUUGAAAUGGAAGUGGAUAGAAACUUUUCUGUCGAAGAGGUUUGGGUGGCCGUGGAAGGAUGAAAGUCGGGAGGAUCUUAGAAAAUUUGCCAUUCUUCGUGGUCUUUGCCAUAAGGUAGGACUUGAGCUUGUGCCCAAAGACUACGAUAUGGACUCUCCAUUUCCUUUCAAGAAGUCGGAUAUUAUAAGCAUGGUCCCCGUGUACAAGCAUGUCGCGUGCUCAUCAGCAGAUGGGCGUACGCUGCUGGAAUCAUCGAAAACUUCCCUGGAUAAAGGCAAACUGGAGGAUGCUGUAAAUUUUGGAACUAAGGCACUCUCAAAACUCGUUUCUGUAUGUGGUCCUUACCAUCGAAUGACAGCGGGUGCAUACAGUCUCUUAGCUGUGGUACUCUACCACACUGGAGAUUUUAAUCAGGCUACAAUCUAUCAACAAAAAGCGUUGGAUAUUAAUGAAAGAGAGCUUGGACUUGACCACCCUGAUACAAUGAAGAGUUAUGGCGAUUUAGCAGUUUUCUACUACCGACUUCAACACACAGAGUUGGCGUUAAAGUAUGUCAAUCGUGCCCUCUAUCUUUUGCAUCUUACUUGUGGACCUUCUCAUCCAAAUACUGCUGCAACAUAUAUAAAUGUUGCGAUGAUGGAGGAAGGUCUCGGAAAUGUCCACGUUGCACUAAGGUACCUUCACGAGGCUCUUAAGUGUAACCAGAGACUUCUUGGAGCUGACCAUAUUCAAACUGCGGCCAGCUAUCAUGCUAUUGCAAUCGCUCUUUCUUUAAUGGAAGCAUAUUCGUUGAGCGUUCAGCAUGAGCAAACUACACUUCAGAUACUGCAAGCUAAACUUGGACCUGAUGAUUUACGUACUCAGAAUUUUCUGCAGGAUGCUGCGGCAUGGCUUGAGUAUUUCGAAUCUAAAGCACUUGAGCAGCAAGAAGCUGCGCGAAAUGGUACCCCGAAGCCUGAUGCCUCUAUCUCUAGCAAAGGCCAUCUAAGUGUCUCGGAUUUGUUGGAUUACAUAGCUCCAGAUGCGGAGAUGAAGGCUAGAGAAGCGCAAAAGAAGCAAGCUCGCGCAAAGGUUAAAGGCAAAGCGGGGCAAAAUGGAGGAAUAGCUACCGAUGAAUUUGAGAAGGAUGAACUUCUUUCUCCAACUAGUCCUGUUGUGGAGAACUCUAGCGAUAAAGAGAACAAGUCAGAACUAGACAACAAGUCGGAAUUGAAGAUCGCGGAACCCACGCCUAAGCAAUCUGACCACAUUUUGAUAGAACAGACACUAAUGGAGAAAAAUGAUGAUGUGAUACAAGAGGAUACCUCUGAGGAAGGAUGGCAAGAGGCUUUACCCAAAGGCCGUUCAACGAUGGGGCGUAAGCCUUCUAGUGCUAGGAGACCUAACCUUGCAAAACUUAACACCAACUUCACGAACGCUUCCCAUUUACCAAGAGGUCGAGGUAAAACCGCUAAUUUUCCAUCUCCAAGAUUGACUCCAAAUGAAUCAACGGCAUCGUCUGGGCUAUCUCCUGCUUCAAAGAAGUUUGUGAAGAGUGUUAGUUUCAGUCCUAAGUUAAACACUGCUUCUUCACCAGCUGGUGGUACUGAGAGAUCGUCUAAGCCCAAAUCGGCACCCACCAGCCCUGCUCAAACAGAACAAGUUGUCAAGACUAAUUCAAUUGUCAGCUCAAUCAGCGUUCAGGCAGCUGGAAAACUAUUUUCUUACAAAGAAGUUGCUUUAGCUCCACCUGGUACCAUUGUCAAAGCAGUGGCGGAGCAGUUGCCGAAGGAUAGUAGUUCAGAACAAAACAAGGAGACUGUGGCAAAUGAUUCAACUCUGCCGACAACAGCGAGUACCAAUGAUGGAGAAAAGGCUCAGAAAGUCGGUGAAGAGAAACAUGAUGAUUCUGGUGAAAAAACCAAUGAAGCAGUCAAUGACACUCAACAAAGUAAAGAGAAAGCGCCUGUGUCAGAUGAAUCUUCCGAGGGGACAAAAGGUGAUGCUACAGGGGAGAAAGAAGGGAAUGUUGUCACAGCGUCAGAAGUAAAGCCUGCUGCUAAAACCGAAGGAGGAGACUCCACAAAUAGCGGUUCUUCCAGUGAUUCAAAUGCUACUUCCAAAGUCAAUGUGCCGGAAAGCAAAGCUGAUAAAAGCCCGGACACCUCUUCUGAUCUUGAACCUGCUACUGAUUUAGUGACGGAGAAGGAUGCUCGUCUUACAAAUGAAGGAGCUGCAGUAAAAGAGAAGAAUGGUGAUGAACCCCGUGAUCCAGGAAGUGUCGCAUUGCCAACUGGAGUAGAUAAAGAUAUCAGCGGCAAUGCUAGUGCCGUGCCUACUGAAUCAGACCAACAAGGUGAUUCUGAGACUGGAAAAGAAGCAACCAAGAAACUUUCGGCAGCUGCACCACCAUUUAAUCCAUCGCCUGUUCCAGUUUUUGGCACUAUCGUAGCACCAGUUUUCAAGGAGCAUGGAGGAAUAUUACCCCCUCCUGUGAAUAUCCCUCCAUUGCUUCCUGUGAAUCCUGUUCGUAGAUCACCACAUCAGUCGGCAACAGCUCGAGUUCCAUAUGGUCCACGCUUGUCAGGUGGCUAUGGUAGGUCUGGGAAUCGAGUUCCACGAAAUAAGCCUGCUUUUCUCAAUGGUGAACCUAAUGGGGAUGCGAGCCAUUUCACGAUUCCUAGAAUCAUGAACCCACAUGCAGCUGAGUUUGUCCCCGGCCAACCAUGGGUUCCAAAUGGCUUUCCAGUUGCUCCAAAUGGUUACAUGGCUUCACCAAAUGGUAUGCCUGUUUCGCCGAAUGGAUAUCCCGUAUCACCAAAUAGCAUACCAGUAUCACCAGAUGGUUCUCCAGCAUCCUUGGACAGCACGCCAGAGACUGAAAACGGACUGCCAGUAUCUCCGGUUGAGGCAGGAGAAUCUCCUUCAGCUGUAACCGUGGAAGGUGAUGCUGAAAAUCAUGAUACAGCGGUGGCAGAUGGGACUGAAGCAGAAACCUCCGGAAGUAUGGUAACUGCCGAGAUAGAAAGUCAGCAGAUCAUGGAGGAUCAGGAAGAAGACGUGGAAAAACUACAUGACAUUCCUAGAGAUGAUGAGAUAUCACAAUGUGAAAAUGGAGAAAUGACGGAAGAUACACCUGCACCAUCUGAUGAGAUUACUGGUUCAAAAGAAACAUCGAGUACCGUUGUUCUUGAGGAGAAAGGAACCAAGUGUUGGGGAGAUUAUAGUGACGGUGAAAAUGAGGUUGUUGAAGUAGCAAGUUGAGUAGCUACUACAUUCGUGUUAAAAGCAGUGACCUGCUCUUCGUCAAUUGGUUUUUUUGUCUUUACGUUACCGGGGAUUCCUCAGGACCAGAAGCAGAAUCACAGGGCUGUUUUCAUGCUUAUAUGUCUGGUGAAGAUCAAAACCAAGUAAUGCGCCGACUUCCUGGUACAGUUGACUUGGUUGAUCAAACUCGUUGGAUUUUUUAUUAGCACGACCACAGGUUGCUGCACAGAGAAAACAUAAUUAUAUCGAAUCCUGAAGGAACGGAGUCCAUCCAUCCAUGUAUGUGUUAAAUUCCACUUUUUCUCUUCAAUUUUGUGAGCUCGAACAGAAGAUGCAAAAGAUUGCUGCUCUUUCGAGUUUGUCAGGUGAUACGUUAGAGAUGAACUACGGUGCAUGGGGAGCAAUCAUCUUCUCAAAAUGAGUUCAAGAUUGAUUGUUUUCUCAUCGCAUUCUUUCGCAAUAACCUGAUUACUGUCAAUCUAAUAAGUGAUGCUUCAUAGUUUAGUGUAUAACUUUUUGUAUAGUAAAAACAUCUUCAUGGAUUUUGUAAUUUAUCUCCAUCUUGUUUGAGUGCAACUCCACCAAUGUGUUUUUCCAA